Molecule: messenger RNA, 1244 nt
Organism: Paramecium pentaurelia
Lineage: Eukaryota; Ciliophora; Oligohymenophorea; Peniculida; Parameciidae
Source: the annotation of a GenBank genome assembly
AUGAGCAACAAUUCUUCAAAGGAAAACUAGAAUGAUGGUGCAUUAGCUCAUUAUUGGUAAAAUUAUUAAAUGAAAUCGUUUUUAGGAGUUUAAGAUUACUUAUCAAAUUGAAGAAGCAUUAUUAGAAAUUAAUAAUGCUUUAAAUCUUUGUCCUCAAUUUGCCUAAACCUAUACUUUAAGAAGCUCGAUCUUUUAAAUAUCAGUUUAGGUGAAUUAUAUGAGAAGUUGAAAUUAUAUGAUAAGGCAUUGGAAGAUGUAAAUUAUAGCAUAUAUAUCAAUAAUAUGAAUGCUAAAAGUUAUUAUUAACGGGGUAUUAAUUAGAUCUGAUAAUUUAAGCAACAAUUUAUUGGAGAAAAAAAAUUGUUGAUCUAGCAUUAUUGGAUUGUAUGAAGUGUGUUUAGAUUAAUCCAAACUUUGCGAUGAGUUAUUAUAGAAUAGGUAAUGAGAUAAACACAAAUGUUUAGGUACUAUUAUGGGAGAUUUGAAAUAAACGGUUUGUGAACUCUCAUAUUACAAUUAAGCUAUAGAAAAAGAUGAAAACUGUUAUGAUGCAUUUAUGUGUAGAGGUAAUAGAAAAUGUAUAUUUUAAGGUUUGCAUUAUUUGGAUGAACAAAUUAUUGAUUUAGCACUUAGAGAUUACCAUUAAGCUUUAUAUAUUAAUCCUAAAUAUCGUUUGGCUUAUAAUAAUAGAGGUGAAUACAAUUAAAUUUAAUAUAAUAAGCUAUUUAUAUUACAAAAUUGGUGAAAAGGAUAAAGCAUUAAAUGACUAUAAUAAAGCAAUCCAUCUUGAUCCAAAUGAUUUUAUAGCAUAUAAUCGAAGAGGUGAAAACUAAUACACUUAAUUUAAAAGGCCAUUUAUAUUAAGAUAUUGGUGACCAUGAUAAAGCAUUAAGUGACUAUAAUCAAGCAAUCCAAAUUUUGCAAUAGCCUAUUAUAACAGAGGUGAAAACUAUUACACUCAAUAUAUUAGGCAAUUAAUAUAAGAAUAUUGGUGACCAAGACUAAGCAUUAAAUGACUAUAAUCAAGCAAUCCAAUUAGAUCCAAAUUUUGUCCAUGCAUUUAAUGUAAAAGGUUUUAUCUCUAACUUAGUAUUUUAGGUCUUAUCUUAUAAGAUUUGCAAUAACUUGAGCAAGCAAUAAUUUGCUUUGAUAAAGCCAUUUCUCUUGAUACAAAUCUGAUUAAUGCUUAUUAUAACAAAGGUUAAAUGUUUAUUAUCUUUUAGCAGUUUCAUUAUCAAAAUUGA